Messenger RNA from Caenorhabditis bovis, 297 nucleotides. Lineage: Eukaryota; Metazoa; Nematoda; Chromadorea; Rhabditida; Rhabditidae. The record is from the annotation of a GenBank genome assembly.
AUGUCAGUAGUGAAUGAAGAAAGUGUUCCGGUUUUUGUCUCUUCAACAGAGCUAGAAUUUCAAUUAAACGAAAAAAGUCCGCUUAAACCUUUUACAUUGUACAAUCCCUAUCCUUAUCCCAUAACUUACAAAAUUUUAUGUACGGCCACUAGAAACUACCAUCUUAGCGAUUCCACGGGAACACUACUACCAGAAUGCUGUAAAGAUAUUGUUGUGCGCUGUAUACAAAAAGGAUUUGCGGGGAAUGUAGACAAAUUGAAAAUUGAAAUAAUGAAAAAAGGAAGCAACCGGGUAUGA